AAGCCCGAACGUGCUCGCGCGCGCCGGAGUUUAUGCUGUCAGACGUCGCUGGUUUGACUUGACACCGAGGGAUAACUAGCGCGCGCGAGUGCUUUCGUGUUCACUUUAUUGUUCUAGCCUGUAAAUUUUAUGACGCGGAACACACGGAAUUCCCUGCUCGCCAGGUGACAAAGCCCUUUCACAUCAGUAUACCUCAGAUAUAAGUAGUUCUGACCAGUUUAGCUAGCAAGAUUCUAUAGGUGCUCCAUCAGAAGAAGAAGAAGAUUAACUGGCAGGACCACACCAUAUUUCAAUAAACAAAUAAAUCCAAAACCGUAACGUUUAUUCCAUUUCCUGAUUUUCCAAUUAAAGCCAAUUUUGAAGCACACACUGUCCAUUAAAAAAUCUUACAUUCACUCUUUCCUAACAGCUUUCCUACCUCUCGAAAACAUUCUUAACUUAGAAUCCAUUUUUAAUACCAAGGUACACAUAAUCUCUCUUACGCUGCAGCCUUUAGAGUUUAGACCUAGUACACUGUACCCUUCUGGGCUACCCUUCACUUGUAAACUCAUAGUCCUUAGCUCAUCCAUAGCGUUCAGAGUAGUCUAUAUAUCAAAUUAAAUCUGAGGAAAAACAAAAAAUCUUUUUAUCCAUACACUCCCCGAACCCAGGUUCAAUGGCGACGUGUCACAUAGUCUCGACUCUCACUCUCCCUAUUAGCUGAGAUUCGUCAUCAACCGAUUUCCAUCAAAAGCGUCACCAUGGCGGAUUCCCAGCAGCCCCGCGAGCCAAUGGCGUCCUCGGUGCGCUUCACCGUAACGCCGACCAAAGCCGAGGACGUCCCAGGCCUGUCGGACGCAUCGCCAGACACUGGCUCACGCAACAGCGGGCGAGUGCGCUUCGGCUCACGAGAGAGCGUCAGCAACAGCGAGGACACGCCGGACCGAAGUCACCAUGAACACGAUGGAAAUUCUAAAAUCUCCAAUGUGUACAUCAACAACAGUCACACCGUUGACGAUGAUGAUUUCUAUGACCGAAACCUGGCUCUGUUUGAGGAAGAGAUGGACACACGACCAAAGGUUUCCUCCCUUCUUUCGCGCCUGGUCAACUACACCAACGUCACACAGGGUGCCCGAGAGCACGAGGAGGCCGAAAGCAUCGGAGAGAAACGCAAACCUAGCAAGUCUCCACAGAUGGGUACGUUCAUGGGCGUAUACCUGCCUUGCCUGCAAAACAUAUUCGGCGUCAUCCUGUUCCUCCGUCUCACUUGGGUUGUGGGCACGGCUGGGGUCCUGCAGGCGCUGUGUAUCGUCUUCAUGUGCUGCUGCUGCACCAUGCUGACUGCUAUCUCAAUGAGUGCUAUUGCCACUAAUGGGGUAGUACCAGCUGGGGGUUCAUAUUUUAUGAUCUCACGCUCGUUGGGCCCAGAGUUUGGAGGUGCGGUUGGUUUGUGUUUUUACCUCGGCACCACCUUCGCUGGGUCCAUGUACAUCCUCGGAGCCAUCGAAAUCUUGCUGAUGUAUAUCGCUCCAUCAGUUGCCAUCUUUUACUCCCAGGAGCCAGAGGGUGAAGCGGGAGCUAUGCUAAACAACAUGCGCGUAUAUGGCUCCAUUUUCUUGCUGCUAAUGUCACUUCUGGUCUUCGUCGGUGUCAAAUACGUGAACAAGUUGGCAUCACUGUUUCUCGCCUGCGUCAUCAUUUCCAUCCUCUCCAUCUAUGUCGGGGCCCUGGUCUCCGCCUUCAGUCCACCUUCCUUCCCAGUGUGUAUGCUGGGCAACCGGAGCAUCUCUCGACAUGAGCUUCAUGACGACCUUUGUGCGAAAACGGUUCUGUACGUUAACAAAAUGAAUGUCAACACCAGCGUCAACAUCAGUGAAAGCUUCAACAGCACAGAAGCUCCUACUGUUACUCCAUUAUGGGUGGAGAAGACGACAGAUCUUUGGUCACGUUUUUGUAAUUCAUCGGCGCUGACUGCGGCAUGUGACAAGUAUUUUACUCAAAACAACGUGACAAAAAUUGAGGGAAUCCCUGGACUCUCAAGUGCAGUUAUUUCAGAAAACCUUUGGAGUUCAUACCUGAGUAAAGGAGAUCUUCUAGAGCGAGGUUCAAACCCCACCCCCAGCUCACCCUCCACGUUCUCCAACCAUCACCUUCCAUACGUCUUCGUGGACAUCACCACGUCCUUCACCCUGUUGGUGGGAAUCUUCUUUCCGUCCGUGACAGGCAUCAUGGCAGGCUCAAAUCGCUCAGGGGAUCUGAAGGACGCCCAGCGCUCCAUUCCCAUCGGAACUAUUCUAGCCAUCCUCACCACCUCUCUAGUGUAUCUGAGCAGCGUGGUGCUGUUUGGGGCCUGUGUGGAGGGAGUUCUUCUCAGAGACAAGUUUGGAGAUUCUGUGAAAGGGAACUUGGUUGUAGGCACGCUUGCAUGGCCCUCCCCCUGGGUCAUCGUGAUCGGAUCUUUCUUCUCGACAUGCGGUGCAGGCCUUCAGUCACUGACCGGCGCCCCGAGAUUGCUUCAGGCCAUCGCUAAAGAUAACAUCAUCCCCUUCCUCAGAGUUUUUGGUCACGGUAAAGCUAACGGCGAGCCUACGUGGGCCCUGCUGCUGACCGCCUUCAUCGCUGAACUGGGGAUCCUCAUCGCUUCACUGGACCUGGUCGCUCCUAUUCUUUCUAUGUUUUUCCUAAUGUGUUAUCUGUUUGUGAAUUUGGCCUGUGCUCUUCAGACUUUGCUGAGGACCCCUAACUGGAGACCUCGUUUCUCCUAUUAUCACUGGACACUCUCAUUUUUAGGGAUGAUCAUUUGCCUGGCACUAAUGUUUAUUUCAUCCUGGUACUACGCACUUGUCGCCAUGGUGAUCGCCGGGAUGAUUUAUAAGUAUAUCGAGUAUCACGGGGCGGAGAAAGAGUGGGGAGAUGGGAUUAGAGGUCUCUCACUGAGUGCAGCUCGCUUUGCCUUACUCAGACUUGAGGAAGGGCCACCACACACCAAGAACUGGAGACCUCAACUUCUGGUUCUGCUGAAGCUAGAUGAAGACGCGCACGUUAAAUCUCCACGCCUGCUCACGUUCGCCUCUCAGCUAAAGGCCGGAAAAGGUUUAACCAUCGUGGGCACUGUCAUCACCGGAAACUUCCUGUACGCCUACGGGGAGUCGCUCGCCGCCGAACAGACACUGAAGCACCUGAUGGAGAAAGAGCGGGUGAAGGGCUUCGUGCAGUGCAUCGUGGCCCAAAAGCCUCGCGAAGGCAUAAGUCACAUGAUCCAAUCAAGCGGCCUGGGCGGUAUGCAGCCGAACACCGUGGUGAUGGGCUGGCCACACGCAUGGAGACAGAGCGAAGACCCGCAAAGCUGGAAGACCUUCAUCAACACGGUGCGCUUGACGACGGCGGCCCACCUCGCCCUACUGGUGCCCAAGAACAUCUCCCUGUUUCCCACGAACAGCGAGCCGUGUACAGACGGUUACAUCGACGUGUGGUGGAUCGUACAUGACGGAGGCAUGCUCAUGCUCCUGCCCUUCCUGCUGCGCCAACACAAGGUUUGGCGUAAAUGCGGGAUGCGCAUCUUCACCGUAGCUCAGAUGGAGGAUAACUCUAUUCAGAUGAAGAAGGACCUAGCCACCUUUCUUUACCACCUGCGCAUAGAGGCUGAAGUCGAGGUCGUAGAGAUGCAUGACAGUGACAUCAGUGCGUACACGUAUGAGAGAACUCUGAUGAUGGAACAGCGAUCUCAAAUGCUCCGCCAGAUGCGUCUCUCCAAAUCGGACCGAGACAGAGAGGCACAGCUGGUUAAGGACAGAAACUCUAUGCUGCGUUUGACCAGCAUUGGCUCCGAUGACGACGACGAGACCGAUGGACCUGGUGGGACAGACAGAGGGGGCGGAGCCUCUGAAUUCCGGCGCGUCCACAUGACCUGGACUAAAGACAAAGCCCUGGAACUGCGUGCACAAGCACAUAUUCCCUCCGGCUGCAGCACACCCGAGGGAUUCAGAGACAUGCUCAGUAUUCGGCCGGAUCAUUCCAACGUGCGGCGCAUGCACACGGCAGUCAAACUCAAUGAGGUCAUCGUAAAUAAAUCCCAUGAUGCCCGGCUUGUCCUCCUCAACAUGCCAGGACCUCCCAGGAACUCGGAAGGGGAUGAAAACUAUAUGGAAUUCCUGGAGGUUCUGACCGAAGGCCUGGAGCGCGUCCUGCUGGUCCGGGGUGGAGGAAGUGAGGUCAUCACCAUUUAUUCUUGAUUUGCCAAUAACACUCAUUCAGCUGAUGAUUUAAUUAAAGCAGAGCACCGUGUGGAUGAUGCAUCACUGGCUGUGUCACAAACAUGCCCUGCCUCCUCCAUCAAGCCACACACACACACACGCACACACACACAUCGUCCACAUCAGCCUGUGUUCGCCAGCACCAGCUCCUCAGCACUUGUCGCCAUUACCGUGUGAACGACACGAUGGAUAUGAGUGUGCGUAGAAGCGCUAUGCGUCAAAACCAACUGAUAAGAAAAAAAAAAAACAGACACACACAUUACACGUAUUACACAGUGGGACAGCGAGUGUGUUCCAUGGGUGGACUCAGGGGUUGACGGACCUUGAAUGUGUGAUAUGGAUGGUAUUGUUUGGGCCGCUGUUUUGUUCCAGAUCGAACAUUGAUUGCUAAGAGAUUGUUAAAGGCCGUGUUCAGCUACUGUAUGUGUUUUUAUUUGUUGAGCAAUGAACGUGGAAGGGCCGAGAAUUCAGAAUGAAGGGCAACAUUUUUCCCUAGCAAUAUGACGCAGGCAUUGCUGCACAUUUUAUCAAUGUUUCAGCAUGCUAUUUUAGUGUCGUUUAUUAAUGUGCUUGCAUGUUAGUCUGUACGAGUGAGAAAGAGAGAAAGUCCUCCACCUGGACCAUGCAGCAAAUUUUUGUUUGUUUGUUUGAGCAACCGCGAUGUGCUUUCGGCCUUUCCACUGAAAUCCCUGCACUCUAAUGAUGAUUGUAUUUGUGGUCCUUGCUCAUUUUUUUUUUAUGUUUUAAGCAACAACAAAAAAAAUGUUCUCCUCAGAAUGCCUGUAGAAUCUUUUUUUUUUAAUGUGCAGAGAUAGCAGUGUUUUCAUGUUUUGUUUUUCUCUGUGCUUUUACUUUCUUUGUACUUUUAAAGCAAAGACCAAUUUUUAUGUUAUGUCUUUGUUGUUGCUGUUGUUUUUUUGUUUUUGUUUUUUUUUA
Messenger RNA from Clarias gariepinus (North African catfish), 5168 nucleotides. RefSeq names its product solute carrier family 12 member 6-like. Bases 741 to 4211 code for a protein of 1156 amino acids. The record is from RefSeq and is a predicted model, not a curated record. Gene Ontology annotation, molecular function: potassium:chloride symporter activity. NCBI's taxonomy places the organism in Eukaryota, Metazoa, Chordata, Actinopteri, Siluriformes, Clariidae. The transcript is spliced from 25 exons. Gene Ontology annotation, cellular component: membrane. Gene Ontology annotation, biological process: chloride transmembrane transport; potassium ion import across plasma membrane; chloride ion homeostasis.